Molecule: messenger RNA, 2588 nt
Organism: Panicum virgatum (switchgrass)
Lineage: Eukaryota; Viridiplantae; Streptophyta; Magnoliopsida; Poales; Poaceae
Product: eukaryotic translation initiation factor 5B-like
Exons: 1
Coding region: 952-2328 (458 amino acids)
Source: RefSeq, a predicted model, not a curated record
AUCUAGUUUGUAUUUUCAAGAAACAAUGCAGCAAACCAGAUUUUCAAAAGAGGAAGUAGCAUAUCUGGAGCAGGUAUUAUCUGUUAUAAUUUGCAAAUAGGAGGCCAGAAAAAAAGAUCAUGUGACAUCACACUAAAGGAAAAUAGCACACUUUAAGGUAAAACUGAACUUUAGAAGCAGUUGAAAACUUUGCACUGACAUAUUGGCAACUGAUGCUUCAGUAUUGGCAUUACCUUCCAAUACAGGGUUUUGUUUUGUUUUUUAUACUAAUACAGGGUUUUGUCAAUCUAAAACCACAGCAUGCUCAGUUUUAUUCUCUUGAAUAUAUACCAGAGAACAUUACGCCAGUAUCAAUUUAAGUGGGUUUGUAUCAUUUACUAUUCUUCUUUAAUGAAAUAACAUGCAGAUCUCCUCUGUAUUCGAGAAAAGUAUCAAUUUAGGUUCCAAACUAUUUCGGAAAGAAUCAAUUUUUGGUACAGUAAAGCUUUGUAAAUCAAGAGAAUGCACCAAUCUCCCAAUAACCUAUUUCUAAAAAUAGCAUUUAUAGUUCAACGUCGAACAGACAAGUAAACUUAAUGAUAAACGUAACCAAGAUGAGGGAAACUCGUUAAUCACAGGUGAUGAGGUGAUUAUCUUUAAAAUCCAUAACCAUCACAUUUCUCAAAAGCUGCUAGUUUUCCAGUUUUAACUUGGGUGUAUGGAGCAACAACUUCCCAAGUAGAGUUCCAAAACCUAAACAUCUCUGAAUUUACUAUUGAGGUUUGCUGCAAUGAAGCAAUAUAUGUUUGUUACGUCUACAAACAGAUAAAGCAUGUACGCAUUUGUCCCCUAUUACAAUGCUCUAUGAAACCAUUUUUUGUAGCACACAGAUGUACGCAAAAUUCAAGAAAAUCUGCCUAACUGGAUGCUGUCACAUCAUUUUUCCAGAAAGAGAAGGCAUUCAACAGAGAGAUGAAGAGGAAGUUGGAAGAAAUGAAAGCCACAACCACUUCACUAAGAACUCAGAAAAUAGACCAGAAAACCAAGCUCAAGGGUCUGGAAGCCACUGUUGCAAAUCUUAAGAAGACUCAAAAAGAAAUGGAAGCGGCUCUCGCAGAGAAAGACAACCGCAUCAACCUAAUGGAAGAGGCAGCCACAAAUCUUAAGAAGGCUCAAAGAGAACUGGAGGCAACUCUCACAGAGAAAGACAGAUGCAUUAGACAAAUGGACGAGAAGGCCACAAAUGCUACGAACACUCAAAAAGAAUUGGAAGCAGUUCUCAGGGAGAAAGACAGCCGUAUCAGGCAAAUGGAAGAGAAAGCCAUAGGUUCAAACCCUGACCAGAUGGCAGCUCUGAUGGAAAUCCUGCAGUGGAAGGAGGCUGAACUUGAAGAGAUCAAGACUAGGUUCCAAGAUUUCAAGAAAAUAGACAGAGUGGAUGUGCAUAGUAAGAGCACUCCUGUGCAAACAAACAAUACUAGCACAACACCUAACAUUGUGGUAGUAAAAAAGUCUAUGAACUCAAGCAGUGCAGCUAUUCCCGUCAAAUCUGAAGAAAAGAGGUCUGGCAAUACUACAGUAGUAGAAAGUGCCAAGCCUGAAGAAAAGAGACCUACCAAUACCACAGUAAUAGAAAGUGCCAAGCCUGAAGCAAAGAGGUCUGCCAAUACAACAGUAGUAGACAGUGCCAAGCCUGAAGAAAAGAGGCCUGCCAAUACCACAGUAGUAGAAAGUGCCAAGCCUGAAGAAAAGAGACCUGCUAAUACCACAGUAGUUGAAAGUAAGCGCUCAAAAGACAGAUCUCUAGAAGAAAAGCUAGUGAAGUUCAUGACUAAUAUGGAAGAUGAUGGCGUACAAGGAAACUUAAAUAAUUUUGAUGAUGAUAUAGAUUUUGAUGAUAUUUACGGAGAAAGUCGUUCAAAAAAAUCUGGAUCCCCUCGAAGGAACAAGAAGUUCAUGACCAACGAUCUGGACAGCACUGGACAGUCUGGGAACUCCCUAGAUCAGGACAGCGAUAGGGUUCGAUACAAUAGACUGCUGGAGAAGGAAAAUGCUAAACUUUCCAAGGAAACCAAGAAGAACACUAAUGGUUCCUUGGAGAAGAUCUCCAAAGCUAGCUUAGAUCAUGGUGGCCACACCACAUCAGAAAAGGUUGUGCAAGGGAUGGCUGGUGCUGCUGAUGUGAAGCCCAGCAUUAAUAAGUUACUGAACAAUGAUGAGGCAAAACAGGAAAAGAGGAAGCAGAAGAAGAAAAAGUCUAAAUCUAAAAAGAAGAUGGCUGAUACUGCAGAUAUUAAUGUUAGUGGAGAAGUUGCUAAACAGAGGGCGCCAGAUGCAACAUCGAUCUGAAACUAAGUUUUUGGAGCCCCAAAAGGCUGAAGAGAACCCCCUGGAUCUUCAGAGACAAGAGUGAUGCCUUUCUGUAUGUUGAAAUACAUGAUGGCAGAUUCCAUCACAGAAAAGAUGAAGGCAGAUAGUAGCUGAGAAAAUAUAGUGGUCAAUUUAUAGCUCAUAGCAGCAGAUAACUUAUUUCUACAAUACUAUUAAUUGGUUCUGUUCUGCGAACGUUAAGAGUAUAUUGUUUUCAUAUCUUAUUUUCUAUUGACAAA